AUUCCUGGAAACUCUGGCUCCGAUCCCGUGGUGCGGCGACGACGGCCUUGAGCUGCGAUGGCAAUGUCGCCGUUUCCUGAGCUCCGAUCCUCUCUCUCUCGUCGCACGCUUGUAGGCUAUCUGUUGGGCUGCCUAGUUGGCUAUUGCGCGGCGUGACAGAGAGCGAGAGCGAGGUGAUCGGGGAGGGCUCAUUGUCUCGCCAAUUGAAGUUGUGAAGGAUAUUGGAGCUUUUGUGGGUGCAGUUUGGUUGAGAGACGGGGCGUUUGGAGAACUUUCGUUUGUAAUCUGCAGUAUGGCGAUGGCGAUGGCGAUUCGGAGGGCGGGGCGAGCGAGGGCUGUGCUGCGUGGGACAGAAUGGGGUGUUAGCGGAGGUGCGAGAUGCCUGGCUAGUGCUGCGACAGCUGCGCGCGUCGAAGACGAUAGGAGGGAGUCUUCCACCUCGGGUCGUGCAUUGGCAGCGUUUGGUGCGUUUCUAGGAGCUGGCGCGUUUUACUCUUGCCAGAAAAUGAUCAAUUCUGAACCAGCUUUAGCAGAAGCAUCUGAACCGAAGACAGCAUUGAACCCAAAGGAGUUCGUGAAGUUUAAGGUGUCUGAAGUCCGCGAUGUUAAUCACAACACCAAACUCUAUAGAUUUACGUUCGAUUCUCAAGAAGCACUUGGUCUCCACGUUGCGUCCUGUUUAAUCACGAAGGCUGAAAUCGGCAAGAAGAAAGAUGGAAGUCCAAAUUAUGUCAUCCGUCCGUACACGCCUAUAUCGCCUCCGGAUUCGAAGGGUUACUUCGAUUUGUUGGUUAAGAUUUACCCAAACGGUAAAAUGACGCAGCAUUUGGCACAGCUUAAGCCAGGAGAUACUUUGGACGUUAAGGGGCCUAUCCCAAAACUCCCCUACGCGCCUAACAUGAAGAAGCAAAUUGGAAUGAUUGCUGGAGGCACAGGAAUCACUCCAAUGUUGCAGGUCAUUGAUGCCAUCGUUUCCAAUCCCGAGGACAACACACAGGUCUCUCUCGUUUUCGCGAACACAACACCUGCCGACAUUCUGUUGAAAUCGAAGUUGGAUGCUCUCUCGUUUGCCCAUCCUAAUUUCAAGGUAUAUUAUGUUGUAGAUUCUCCCACGAAUGACUGGAAAGGCGGUAAAGGGUACAUUAACAAGGAUGUUCUUCUAAAAGGACUGCCAUCACCCUCCGAUGAUACUCUCAUCUUGGUGUGUGGACCUCCAGGACUGAUGAACCUUAUUUCGGGAGAUAAAGCCCCAGACAGGUCUCAGGGAGAGUUGGUUGGUUUGCUUAAGGAACUUGGCUACACUUCGGAGCAAGUCUACAAGUUCUAAAUAUGGUUAAUUGGGGCCGCCUUGUCUUCUUUCGCUCUUUCCACUCUUUAGAGCUGUAGGUCCUAGUGAAGCAUUCGAGAAUUAGAUAGGAUUGCCGGCAGUCAUCUGGAAGCAAGAAAUAACCUUGAAAUUAUCACCUGUAUAGAUGUUUCAGCUUCAAUUCUCAGGGAUAUGUUAUCUAUUCAACUCUCACAGCCUUCAGAAAAUUGUCUGUUGAGAUUUGUGAGGUGUUCUGCUGCAAGUUCGUAACUCAGAUGUACCGGAGUUUUGUUUUGUUUCUUUUAAAGAUAAAGUCUUGAUGCCAUGGCAAACUUGAGUUGAUUGAA
Messenger RNA from Physcomitrium patens, 1653 nucleotides. RefSeq names its product NADH-cytochrome b5 reductase-like protein. NCBI's taxonomy places the organism in Eukaryota, Viridiplantae, Streptophyta, Bryopsida, Funariales, Funariaceae. Gene Ontology annotation, molecular function: cytochrome-b5 reductase activity, acting on NAD(P)H. The record is from RefSeq and is a predicted model, not a curated record.